AUGCCUAGGACGUACUACAACCCCAUCGCAUUCGCGCCCGCUCAGGUAACAAUAUGGACAUUGAUUGUAUAUAUUGCGUUAUUGGUGACUCUGCUGUGGCAACACACAACCGUUCCGGCUGCUCCAAACAGUCCCACUCCGUCCAAGGGUAUCAAUCUCACAGAGGCAUGGCUUGACCUGGACUUCAUCAGCAACGCCUACCAUCCUGGGGGUUCGCACAGGAACGAUGCGGUACGGCAAUACCUUGUUGAGCGAAUUGAGGCGAUAUUGCUGCGCAACGGGGUAGCCUAUGAGACCGUGGCGAAACCCAGCAACCCGACAGAAACUGCACCACCGUCAAUCACCUCUCGGACAAGCUCUUCGCUUACGAGUAGCACGAAGCGGUCAUCUACUGCUUCAUCUACAAGCAGCUCUCGCAUCUCCACAACUCGCUCGAAGCCGAAAACAUCCUCUAUCUCAUCCACGAGCGACUCCACGACAACCACCCGGUCGCCUGCCACGUCCUCCACUAGCAGUACCUCAUCUACAAGCAGUAUCUCAUCUACAAGCAGUACCUCAUCUACAAGCAGUACCUCAUCUACAAGCAGUACCUCAUCUACAAGCAGUACCUCAUCAGCAAGCACUAGCCAAUUCUCGACCACGUCUUCGAUCACGAGCAGCUUGACUACAUCAUUGACACGCUCCACAUCGGAUCAGGACGUGAAGGCUGUCACACUUUGGCCAUAUGACAGUUCGAACGUUACUUUUGCCGACACCUGGCGUAAUGGAUCCUGGACCGUGUACCAUGAAGGCACCAACGUCCUCAUAUACAUCCGCGGUCGUGAGGACCCAGCCGGUCAUUGGUGGUUGACAGACUCCAAGUAUAGUGGCCAUGGCGGUGUGCUUGUCAAUGCUCACUACGAUAGCGUUUCCACCGGUUUCGGCGCAACAGAUGAUGGGGUGGGUGUCAUCACGAUCCUGCAACUCCUUUCGUACUUCACAACAAGCGGCCAGCAGCCUGAGCAUGGUCUCGUACUCCUGCUCAACAAUGAUGAGGAGCAAGGUCUAUUUGGGUCUCACAACUAUUUGCAGCAUCCGAUGAGUCAGUUCACCCAUACGUUCCUUAACCUGGAGGGUGCAGGCGCUGGUGGCAAAGCCGUACUCUUUCGCAGUACAGAUGCCGAGGUGACUGGGUUCUACGCCAAAUCGCCUUAUGCGUUCGGCUCAGUCGUUGGCAAUGAUGGAUUCAAGCGAGGCUUAAUCCGGUCAGGAACAGAUUACUCUGUGUUUACCGAACUACAAGGUAUGCGUGGGUUGGACGUGGCUUUCUUCGGCCCGAGAGCGCGAUACCACACAAACGAGGAUGCGGCACGCGAGACGAGUCCGAAUAGUGUCUGGCACAUGCUUUCUGCUUCCAUACGUACGGUGGAGAGUCUCACGAGCUACUCUGGUGACGAAUUUGACGGCUCGGUGACCAGAGAAGGCCGCUUGAAUCUCAAGAGUGGUUCAAUCGGCGUCUGGUUUGAUCUCUUUGGCCGUGCCUUCGCGGUGAUACAACUGAAUGCCCUCUUCGCGCUCUCUGUCACGCUACUGACUGCCGGACCUAUCCUGCUCAUCAUCCUCGAGGUAUUACUGGCACGAUAUGGGAAGUGGUAUCCCUUCAGUCGCAAAACAUAUCUUCACUCCGCAGAGGAUGACAAGCCUGUACUUUUGCAUGGUUUCAGAGGCUUCUUUCGCUUCCCCAUCGCAUUUGGCAUCGCCACUGCAGCGGCCGUCGCCGUGGCGUUCCUGCUGACGAAGGUCAACCCGCUUAUUGUGUACGGUAGUGAGUACGUGGUAUGGGCAAUGAUGCUCAGCGUCUGGUUCGCCGUCGCUUGGUUCUUUCUUGCGGGCGGAGACCGGGUAAGGCCUACUGCGCUGCAGAGAAUGCACUGUCUGCUAUGGCUUUAUGUGCUCUCGUGGAUGGUGCUUGUGGCGGCAACCGUCGGCGAGAACAACUUUAAGCUUGCGAGCGGAUACUUCAUCCUCUUCUACCAAGCGUCGAUUUCAGCGGCCCUUUUGAUCUCAUACCUGGAGCUCUUCGCUUUACCUAGCAAGACGAAGUACGCCGAGCACGUCACUAAUGUUACGCGUGAUAGAGAUCACGCAGAUGCUGUGGUCGAUGCACAUGGCGACGAAGACGAUGAUGGGCCCACUGAAAGAACGGGAUUGCUUGGAGGCCGAAGCGGCGAUCGAGGUGGUGGGACCUUCAAACGUGCACAUCCCGAAGAUGAGAUAUUGAAUGCUAGCGACGACCCCUAUGUCAACCAGGCUUUCGGAGACGAGCAGGCUUGGUCGAGCUCGCUACCGAAGUGGACAUGGAUCCUACAGUUCCUUCUCAUUGCGCCCAUCAACAUCAUUCUUGUCGGGCAAAUAGCACUUCUGACCACGGAAGCGACACAUCAAACUCCAGCAGAUGGCAACCCAGUCCUGCCGAUCUACCUAUUGAUGGCCGCACUGUCUGUGUUACUGAUGCUCCCACUCACACCCUUCCUGCACCGCUUCACGUUUCAAAUUCCAACAUUGCUGUUUGUGGUUUUUGGUGGAUGUCUUGUCUUCAACCUCGUCGCAUUUCCGUUUUCUAGGGAUGCAAGGCUUAAGAUCUUCUUCCUGCAGCAGGUCGACUUGCAGAGUGGGCACAACAAUGUGACCUUGUACGGGAUUGAUGGGUAUCUCCAACAAGUCGUCGCCGCGUUACCGAGCGCUUCAGGUCAACCUAUUCAUUGCAGUGAAGGCGGGCUAAAAGACGGGCUGACAUCAUGUACAUGGCCCGGUUUAGCGCCACAAAUUCACAGCUUGAGCGAGAAAUCCUCGCCGGCCACUAUGGCAACUUACAGUAACGGCACAAGUCUUCACAACUCCACCAGAGCGUAUCAAGAUUGGCUCAACUACCGCGUCGCCACCUCCAACGCCACCUCGGAGGCCAUCUUUACGCUCGGCGGCAUGUCAACCAAACAAUGCCGCAUCCUUUUCGAUCACCCCGUCUCUUCAAUCAACAUCUCGGGCUCCGGCCCCCCAGAUCCACGUUUUCGAAAAAUAUCUCACGCCGACGGUACCUCCCAAGUGCGGCUCGUCAGUCGAGAUUGGGGGAAAGACUUUGAGGUGAGCGUCAAGUGGGCGGGUGACGGUACGGACGGGCAAACGGGUAAGGUGCAAUGUGAAUGGGCGGAGAGCGAAGGGCAUCAGAUCCCUGCGCUUGACGAGGUGAAAAGGUUUGCGCCGGUUUGGGCGGCGGUGAGCAAGGCUGGCGAUGGGCUCGUGGAGGGGUUCAAGCGGUGGGACAUAUGA
Baudoinia panamericana UAMH 10762 is the source of this 3306-nucleotide messenger RNA. RefSeq lists its product as uncharacterized. Gene Ontology annotation, biological process: proteolysis. Bases 1 to 3306 code for a protein of 1101 amino acids. Lineage: Eukaryota; Fungi; Ascomycota; Dothideomycetes; Mycosphaerellales; Teratosphaeriaceae. The record is from RefSeq and is a predicted model, not a curated record. Gene Ontology annotation, molecular function: metalloexopeptidase activity. The transcript is spliced from 2 exons.